Molecule: messenger RNA, 2764 nt
Organism: Trematomus bernacchii (emerald rockcod)
Lineage: Eukaryota; Metazoa; Chordata; Actinopteri; Perciformes; Nototheniidae
Gene: maea
Product: macrophage erythroblast attacher, E3 ubiquitin ligase
Exons: 10
Coding region: 15-1256 (413 amino acids)
Biological process (GO): proteasome-mediated ubiquitin-dependent protein catabolic process
Cellular component (GO): cytoplasm; nucleus; GID complex
Molecular function (GO): ubiquitin protein ligase activity; protein binding
Source: RefSeq, a predicted model, not a curated record
ACCACAAAACCAAGAUGGCGGUGCAAGAGACAGCAUCUCAACUGUCCAUGGCUCUCAAAGUCCAAGAAUAUCCCACCCUGAAGGUGCCGUACGAGACUCUGAACAAACGUUUCAGGGCGGCUCAGAAAAACAUCGACCGGGAGACGAGUCACGUGACGAUGGUGGUUGCCGAGCUGGAGAAGACGCUGAGCAGCUUCCCAGUAGUCGACUCCGUGGUGUCACUGCUGGAUGGUGUGGUAGAGAAACUCAGCGCCCUGAAGAGGAAGGCUGCAGAGUCCAUCCAGGCAGAAGAUGAGAGUGCCAAGCUGUGUAAGCGUCGCAUCGAGCACCUGAAGGAGCACAGCAGCGAUCAGCCGGCCUCCGUCAACCUGUGGAAGAAGAAACGCAUGGACCGGAUGAUGGUGGAGCAUCUGCUGCGCUGCGGCUACUACAACACAGCUGUUAAACUGGCCAGACAGAGCGGCAUAGAGGAUCUGGUCAACAUUGAGAUGUUCCUCACGGCGAAGGAGGUGGAGGAGUCUCUGGAGAGGCAGGAGACGGCCACCUGCCUAGCCUGGUGCCAUGACAACAAGUCCCGGCUCCGCAAGAUGAAGAGCUGUCUGGAGUUCAGUCUGAGAAUCCAGGAGUUCAUUGAGCUCAUCAGACAAAACAAACGCAUGGAUGCAGUCAGACAUGCAAGGAAGCAUUUCAGCCAGGCAGAGGGGGGGCAGCUGGAUGAGGUCCGGCAGGUGAUGGGCAUGCUGGCAUUCCCAUCAGAUACACAUAUCUCCCCAUACAAGCUGCUGACUCAGGAGGACAGAAGACGACGUGAAUGUGUGAAACCGACUGAUGAUCUUUUGGAUCCUGCCCGCUGGAAAAUGCUGAUCCAGCAGUUCAGAUAUGACAACUACAGACUGCACCAGCUGGGAAACAACUCUGUGUUCACUAUCACUCUACAGGCCGGUCUGUCCGCCAUCAAGACACCUCAGUGCUACAAGGAGGACGGUACCUCUAAGAACCCAGACUGCCCGGUGUGCAGUAAAUCCCUCAACAAGUUGGCCCAGCCGCUUCCCAUGGCCCACUGCGCCAACUCCAGACUAGUGUGUAAGAUCUCUGGGGAGGUCAUGAACGAAAACAACCCCCCGAUGAUGCUGCCUAAUGGAUAUGUCUAUGGUUACAAUUCCCUUUUGUCCAUCCGCCAAGAUGACAAAGUGGUGUGUCCCAGAACCAAAGAAGUCUUCAACUUCUCUCAGGCUGAGAAGGUUUACAUCAUGUGAUCACCCAGAUAACCCGUCUGAGGAUUAACAUGAUCGCAUACAUCGUUCAUCACCUGGCUUACUCAGAAAGCCACCUGUGGAGCUGUGAUCCAGAAACCCCCCACCCUCCCAGACACACCCGGCAUUUCUCACUACCCCCCCCCCCCCCCCCUCAAACAUGAUCAUCUCAAGUUCUUCAGUUUCUUACUUCCUUUUAUUUUAUCACACAGAAACUGGGAUCCUCUCCUUUCAGACUCUGAGAAAGAGGUUGAAUGAUCUGAUUCAUUGAAGCACAGAACAAGGACUGAGGGGAUGAAAAACUGCUAGUUAGACGUUUGAUUUUAUUACAACAAAUAAAAAACCUUGUUGAGGUUAUUUUGACUUCCCACUAGUGGUGUUCUUUUGUUACUAAAAUAACAUGUGGCAGGUCUGUGGUAAACGGCUAUCCAUAUAAACACAUGACUUUUGGGCAAAACAAACAUGUCUGCCUCCUGUUCGUGUGGUAGCAUCUCGUUCUGUAAUGCAUGCUGUUGACAUCCUUUGUCUUCUAGCCAUGUUUUUGGGUGGAUUGUUGGGGGGAUAUAUGUUAAAUGCCUCUACUAAACUGCCUACUUUCUUUGCAUUUCAUCCCCCUUGGUUGUGUGAACCGGAGCCUGAUUUGGGCCGCUGUAGGCUCCUUUUCAAAUGUAAAUAUUAGAUAGGAAUUGAUCAUCCUCAUGUGUAAAUUCAGAGGUUUUGGGGACAAGUUACAACAAAGAUUAACUUUCUACAAAGAUUGCUGUGUGAAAUGAACAAGUCUUUUUUUGGUGGCGUUUACCUCAAAUUGGAUGUUCAGUAAGACUUCUCACUUCUGAGGAAGCUUUCAUUAUUCAACAAACUUGUAAACAUUGAUUACGGUGUAUUUACUACCAUAAUGAAGUUUACACAACAUUCAAACAAGACAACCAUCUUUGAUGUUUUUUAAAAUGAACAAAUCGUCUUCCUUUUUUGUGUUUGGUUUGCCAUUUUUAGUUAAUUUCAACAAAUGUCUCUUAUUACUUCAGCUAACAGAAAAGUGUGUUUCUGUGAACUUAACAUAUUUAUUUUUGUUUAAAGAUAAAACCCUAGAUGUGUUUAGAUGAUUCAACAUUGCCCAAAUAGUUUUAAUUUCAUAACUAUUUUUCCAACAAUUAACAAAAUUGACUCUGACUUUUAAAACCUAAUGUAGAUGACGGAUGGAUAUGUGAUCGGACCUAGAUGCACACAAAUUCGGACUCAAGUGACAACUAAUGCACAAAUUGUGAAGAAUUUACCCGUAAAUACCCACACUAAGAAAUCCAAAAAUGCAGUUUUAUGUUGAUCAGUCUUUUGGUCAAUCAUUUCUUCCAUUUUUUUUUCUUUCAACAAACCAAAAGUUGCCUCAUUUGUGUCCAUAAAUGAUUUGGAAGUGUAUCUGUAAACGACACAGACUGUCCUGUGUGUUUGUGUUGGUAGAAUAGAAGGGAUUGUUUCAUGAGCAACAUGCCUCAUAAAGAUUUCAGUGAACUUUG